AUGAAUCAUGUAAACAGUGUACAACGCAACAUUAAUUCUCAAAUUCAAACGAUAACUGACCGUCUCUGUGGUCUCGAGGGACAGGCGGCUAGAUUGUCUGCUGUGGAAAACAAACUUCAAUUUACCACUCUAAACUCCCCUGCUUUUUCUCUAGCACUGCCAACCGAAAACAUUUCUCAGAUACCAUCCACCUCAUUUAAUAUACUCUCCUCUACGACAAUGCCGAAUGUCUCUCAGCACAAUGUUCCCCCUCAACAUUCUAUCUCAUCAAUCCCUGUAGCUCAACCCAGCCAGGUUGUGCCACAUCACGGUUGUAGUUUGUUAAACAACGCUUCCUAUACUUCAGGUGUCUCUCUGGAUCCCACUAGGAUACCUAAGUAUGACGGACCACUAUCACCACUCCACCCGGCUUCUUAG
This is a messenger RNA of Macrosiphum euphorbiae (potato aphid), 417 nucleotides long. Lineage: Eukaryota; Metazoa; Arthropoda; Insecta; Hemiptera; Aphididae. The record is from the annotation of a GenBank genome assembly.